UGAGCAGGGCUGGAAACUUCAGCGACAGGAAGGAAAUGGGGUGGUUUAUUUCAGUCUCGAGUUUGCUCGUCGGGGCAAGGCUUGCCUCUUCCGCGCGCCGAUAGCAGCCCCUCCACGAACAAUGGGGUCGCGGGGCCCUUCCCGGCAGGAAAACGGCUCGUUCCAGUGAAAUCUCCCAGUUGGUGCUGAGUCAGCAGGUCCUGGUGGGACAGAGCGUGGUGCGGAGGGUGCUGGGUUAACCGGCCUGGUGCUGAGCGGGAGCGAAUGCGCUGGGAGGCUGACCGUGCCACGUGCAGGCUCUUGCAUAAGCAACCCCCAUCUCUGGCCAUCCAUCCUGGCGCAGGAGCCGGUUGUUAUCAUGCUGUUCUCGCCUCCCCCGUGAUUUGUAGCUCUGCGAUUUCCCGGGGCAAGAUGCAUCUCCAGGAGAUGGACACCUUCAGCACCAAGAACUUGGCCCUGCAGGCCCAGAAGAAGCUCUUGAGCAAGAUGGCUACCAAGACCAUAGCCAACGUCUUCAUUGAUGACACCAGCAGCGAGAUCUUGGAUGAGCUCUACCGGGCCACCAAGGAGUACACCCACAACCGCAAAGAGGCCCAGAAGAUCAUCAAAAACCUCAUCAAGAUCGUCAUGAAGCUGGGCGUGCUCUACCGCAACGGGCAGUUCAGUCCCGAGGAGCUGCUGGUGAUGGAGCGCUUCCGCAAGAAGGUGCACACCUUAGCUAUGACGGCUGUCAGCUUCCACCAGAUAGACUUCACCUUCGACCGCAGGGUCAUGUCGGGCGUGCUGACAGAGUGCCGGGACCUGCUGCACCAGGCUGUCAACGGGCACCUGACGGCCAAAUCCCACUCCCGCAUCAACCAUGUCUUCAAUCACUUUGCGGACUAUGAGUUCCUCUCGGCUCUCUACGGGCCAUCCGAGCCCUACCGCACCCACCUGAAGAGGAUUUGUGAAGGGGUUAACAAGAUGCUGGAGGAGGACAACAUAUGAAGUUGGCCAAGACGGGCCAUUGGCAGUGACUGCUGGACUCUGCCUCCUGUGAGACCGAGGAUGGGACGUAUGCCUGUUUUGACCACCAUGAGGCUUGUCGUCCUCUUCUCCUCUGUAGUGCUAACUGAUUUUCUCCUCAUUUCUACAAAAGAAUGAACUUCUUGACUUUGUCUAACCCUUGCCCGGGGUCUGCAAACCCUCCCUGCACUGGGCUUGAGUCCUUUCCAGGUGAUCCUGGGCCUCUGGGCUCCUGCUGUACAGUUUGAUUUCCUUUGCCCACCAAGUGCUCUUAGCUUAGAGUCCAAGGAACUGGACUGCUCACCUUGAACUCUAUUGUAACUCUCCCGGGGGAAAACCAAACCAAAGACUCGUGGUGUGUUAACACCUCUAAGCGGGUGGGCAGUUGCUUGGAUGAACGGUUGUGAGACCCUAAGACCAACAGGUCGUGGAGCCCCAUGGUUUGUCUUUCAGCAGCUCCAUGACAUGAUGGGAGCAAACCACGGGCCAGGCUCGUGCUGCCCAGGGUAGGAAGGCUAGCAUGGGCUUUGGCCUCCUGAAAGACAAGUCCUUGACACCAGAAAGAUCCCACCUUGCUGUCCCUUGGGGCUGGAGGGACCCACUCCUUCCCUGCACCCCAGGCACACCCCUUCAUCCAAGACCCAACUCCCCCCACCAGCCUCCCGGGACGGUACCACCGCAGUGGCUCUGAAGCCUUCCUCCGUGGUUGUCCAAAGCUCUCCCUAGGUUUUCAUAUGUUUUACGUGUCCUCGACUGAGUUAUGAUUGUUAUUUUUUAGCAAACUCUGUAGCCCUGAUGAGUUAUUUAAAUAAACUCACCUGUUUGGCC
Molecule: messenger RNA, 1833 nt
Organism: Tyto alba (common barn owl)
Lineage: Eukaryota; Metazoa; Chordata; Aves; Strigiformes; Tytonidae
Gene: TNFAIP8L1
Product: TNF alpha induced protein 8 like 1
Exons: 3
Coding region: 265-987 (240 amino acids)
Biological process (GO): negative regulation of TOR signaling; regulation of apoptotic process
Cellular component (GO): cytoplasm
Source: RefSeq, a predicted model, not a curated record